Molecule: messenger RNA, 661 nt
Organism: Canariomyces notabilis
Lineage: Eukaryota; Fungi; Ascomycota; Sordariomycetes; Sordariales; Chaetomiaceae
Product: ubiquitin
Exons: 4
Coding region: 49-285 (78 amino acids)
Biological process (GO): protein neddylation; modification-dependent protein catabolic process; regulation of proteolysis
Cellular component (GO): nucleus; cytoplasm
Molecular function (GO): protein tag activity; ubiquitin protein ligase binding
Source: RefSeq, a predicted model, not a curated record
AGAAUACAACUGCCGUAGAAGUCUCACUUGGCCCCGGAAACCAUCAAGAUGCUGAUCAAGGUCCGCACGCUCACCGGCAAGGAGAUCGAACUCAAUGUUGAGGGUUCCGACAUGGUAUCCAAGAUCAAGGAGCUCGUCGAAGAAAAAGAAGGCAUCCCCCCGGCGCAGCAACGUUUGAUCUAUGGCGGGAAGCAGAUGGUCGACGACAAAACCGCAGACGAUUACCGCCUCGAGGGCGGCGCAACGCUGCAUCUAGUACUCGCGCUGAGAGGCGGACAGCGGUGAGCCGAAUUCAGCGAUAAGAAAUAGAGGAGGAGAUGGACAAAGAUGGAUUGGCUGAGUACCAAGAAACACGAGCCGGCGCAUCCACCAGCGUUUCACCUCCCAGGGAUCAAGGGGAUAUCGAUAGAGAUUGGUGUGUACGACGACCUAGAGGCAGCUGGUCAGACCCCAGUUAGCCAUGUUGCUUUGGUAUUGUGAAGGGCGUCGAGCCGCUGCCGGUGAAGACGGAGAAAGGAUCUUGGUAGGCGGGAUAGGUCUGAGUGCAUGAGCCAGUAGCGUGUACAUACAUGCGGUUACCGUUCUUCAGUGAUGGACCCUGAAGCAAAACGCUGUCACAGGAGGGUCUCACAAGGUCAAGCAAGACGUAUGGAUCUUCCAG